GAAUUUUGUGACAAAGAGAAAUCAGCUGGCCAGGAGAGCACACGAUGCGCUGAGUGAUUGCGUUGUUGUUUGACUUAACGUUUCUCUGUCUAUUUGAGCUCAUUUCUUAAACAGCCAAAUCUUAUCAAGUACCGUGUACACGUUUCCAAAUUUUGAUAUGUUGAAUUGAUAAACUAAAGUACUCGAGUGUGUAGUUUCGGAGCACCACCGAUUCGCGUUGUUACUUUCGUUGUCGGGUGUUUUGUAUUCGCCAGGAAAACAAAAGUCGUCAGGAAUGGGCAAUUGCCUUCAAGGUUGUUGCGGUUGUUGUCAAUUCUCUAGUCUGACCUCGUCCACUGAUGGGGUUUCCCUGCUUAGGGGUAAUGAAACACCACCACCAUCGCUAGAGUCUCAGUCUUCAUCAGACUUGCAGCUGCAUGCUUCUUCAUCCUCAGGAAUGGCUUUUGGGCCUCCACCUCCAUACGAGGAAUCCAUGCCCAUGUAUCACCCAACUCCCAACGUGUCAAGACCAGCUUCACAGCUCACCGAAGAAGAGCAAGUGAAGAUAGCCAAACGUAUUGGUCUCAUCCAACACCUACCCACAGGAACUUAUGACGGGUGCAAGAAAAACAGAGAAUGUGUGAUAUGCAUGGUGGAGUUCAUGGUGGGCGAUUCCGUUCGAUACCUCCCAUGCAUGCACACGUAUCAUGUCGAGUGCAUCGACGAUUGGCUAAUGAGAAGUUUUACAUGCCCGUCAUGCAUGGAACCGGUCGAGUCGGCCCUCCUCUCGACCUACGAAGCCAACUAACUACUACAUGCAAAAGACAAAGGCGUCAUCACCUCAUCAGUCCUGCUCUCUCUCUCUAUAGAAUGAGCUUCAUCCGAACUGAGAAUUUCAUAUUCGAAAAGCCGGAAAUAACGCGUCAUCGCAAAGUGAUAACUGGAUUCUUUAUUUUGGUUCCUUUUCGAAAGUAUUAAGACUGCGGUCGAAGAGGAGACUUUUUUGAGUUACGUUGUCCCUAUGUUUAAAAAAGAGAGAGAAGGAGAAGAAGAGAUUCCCGUGUGAUAAAGUUUCGGUGAAUUCGGUCGCACCAGAUAGAAGAAGAAACUCUUCCUGGCUUCUGUUUUUACGCCUAGAGUUCGUACCUUUAAAUAUGAUAUACAAAGCCACUUUGUACUUUUUUUUUUCCUCUCUCUUUAGAUUUUUCUAUCUUUCAUUGCGCUAUAGGAGGAACGUUUUGUACCGCGAUUAUUAGUUUUUUUUUUCUUUAUCGGCUCUCCUUUUUGUUUCGUUUUUCCUCGCCACUAGUCUCUCAAUUUCACACUGUUGGAGCGUUCAAACUCGUUUCGUUGCUUAUUUUUCCUUCUUUAAAUUUUUUUUCGUUUGAUUAGAGCUCGUAGAUUCACGUGGGAUUCAGGUCCUUCCGUUCUUUUGGGUUACAGUAACUUCUAAAUCUGAAAAGGUGGUUUUUGUUGCUCUGUUUAUUCUCUUCUUUUCCUGUUCAUCCACAACUGCCUUUGGCGCAUUAGCGCGCAAACAUAUUAAGGCAUUCCUUUGCGUUAUUCACUUUUGCAGAAACGUUUCUGAUAUUUACGCGGUAUAAUAUGUUAUCUUACGUGUGGUACGUCGGUGUAGUAUGGUUUAUUAUUAGUUUUAACAACUUAAUCAUCUCUAGCAGGGAGGGGAGCCUAUUUUGUGUCGUUUAAUUUCCUUCUUUAUUAUUUUCAUCAUUUAGUGAACAGGAAAAUCUUCUUUUUACUUCGAUGAUGAUGAAUCAUAAUGUUCAAUGAACAUAUACGAGUGCUAUUCUGCUGGUGAGUGUCGUUCGUGUAAUAACUUUUUUUUUCGUAACGGCGAAAUGCUAGUCCAUCCCCAUGUGUAUGAAAUAUUAUUGUAGCGCGAUCGGGCGGCUUGGUUUCGAAAUCAUUACAUGUAAUCGGAUCAUUGA
Messenger RNA from Daphnia pulex (common water flea), 1928 nucleotides. It is a transcript of the gene Rnf11, whose product is annotated as RING finger protein 11-like. NCBI's taxonomy places the organism in Eukaryota, Metazoa, Arthropoda, Branchiopoda, Diplostraca, Daphniidae. The record is from RefSeq and is a predicted model, not a curated record. The coding region runs from base 275 to 787 and encodes 170 amino acids. The transcript has 4 exons.